AUGUCAAUCAGCGGGCCCUGUGUUUGGUUGUCCUCAUUAUCACAACCUUCUACUUCACAUCUUCCCGGCAUCACCAACCAUUGGUCGACAGCUUCUUGGAAUAGCAGCGAGCAAGUCGCACCGAAGCCGAGGGCUAUCCCGUCCAAAUUGCCCGGGCCGUGGGAGAGAGAAGGCGAGCCUACAAAGACGCCUUCGGCCGACAUGCAGCCCGCUGUGAUCAAGGCUGAGAAUGCCUUUCCAGCUAUUGCUGCCGCCGGCUCAUCUAGCCCAAUCAGGCCCAUUGGGGGGACAAAUCCCCAUAAUAGCUUAGUGAACCACAACACAGGCACGGGAACGGAGCCAUUGGUUCAGAUGGGACAGGAGAAAAUCAGCCAGAGCGGACCUCACCAUCCACAUGCUGAAGGAGCCGACGUUUCACAGAAUGCAAAAGAGACAACACCCGAGUUCAAACUUGAAGAAGAAGCGCAUGACAAGGAGAAAGGAGAUGGAGAUGCCGCAAUGAUUUCAUCGGAUGAAGGAGCUGCGUCGUCCGAAAAUGGCGACAAGAAACAGUCACCAGAUAAGCACGACAAGAAGAAGAUGAAGAGAUUCCGACUGACCCAUAAUCAAACCCGCUUCUUGAUGAGUGAAUUCACCCGUCAAGCACACCCUGAUGCUGCCCACCGAGAACGGCUGUCCAAAGAGAUUCCUGGCUUGACGCCACGGCAAGUUCAAGUUUGGUUCCAGAACAGACGGGCGAAGCUCAAGCGACUCACAAGCAACGACCGGGACCGAAUCCUUAAAUCCAGAGCAUUGCCCGAUGACUUCGAUACAACCCAAGUGCUACGGACGCCGUUUGAUCACAGAACAACCUCAGAGGCACCUGUUGCGUCUCCCCAAUUUACAUUCACUUAUGGCAAGGAUACUAAUGCUUUGAAGAUGCUGCUUACCGAUGGGAUUCCUCGGAAUGAUGACGAUUAUGUGAUCUCGCCCCUCAGCUCAGCCUCGACAACGAAUGGAUUCCCUUCAGCUGGACCGGAUCGACACUUCAAUGAUUAUACACAUACAGCAGCCAUCGCGAAUAGGGGCGCUCAUACACCUCUUACCGACAUGAGCCGACAUAACCGCGGCACGUUUCCGUUCCCCAGAUCCAGCAGCUUUUCUGAGGCUUCGUUUCACAAUGGACUUCACUACCCGGGGCGAUAUUCAAGGCCUGGGCUUGAGCCGCUCGUUCAUCCGAGCAUGGCAUACAGUCGUCGCCCCUUGGAUUAUGGUAUCAAUAGGUCGGCGAACGGUAUGGUGGUAGGGUAUGAUCAACAGCGAGCCAUCGAGGGCUCUGUAUCCCCAACUGGACAGCCGGAUCAACAAGCUCACUAUAACGUCGAUGGACAUAACCAGCAGGCGCACAACUACCAAUCCCCAUUAGCCAUGCCGGCACCCAAGGCCUUUGGUGGCAUUGACAUGAAUGCACAUAUGCAACAACAUGGGAGGCAGAUACCCGCCAUGCAAUCCAUCCCGGUCUCGGAGGCGCCCGACUACCGACCCUAUUCAUAUGAUCACCACCAAUACCACAUGAAUACCGCCAUGCCAUAUAGCCAAGCCAACGCCUCCAGCAUGAGCCUUCCCGCCUCCUUUCCGUCGGAAGCCAAUAGUGUUUCCCAAGGACCGGUGGUCAGCACUGCAGAAGACCGAAUCAACAAUCCUCCGCAAUUGAUCGAUCCUUUGAGGGCCAAAUUUGGCAACCAGACCUUCGAAUAUGCCAACUACCUCUAA
Molecule: messenger RNA, 1752 nt
Organism: Aspergillus aculeatus ATCC 16872
Lineage: Eukaryota; Fungi; Ascomycota; Eurotiomycetes; Eurotiales; Aspergillaceae
Product: homeobox domain-containing protein
Exons: 4
Coding region: 1-1752 (583 amino acids)
Biological process (GO): regulation of transcription by RNA polymerase II
Molecular function (GO): DNA-binding transcription factor activity, RNA polymerase II-specific; RNA polymerase II transcription regulatory region sequence-specific DNA binding
Source: RefSeq, a predicted model, not a curated record